AUGUCACUAAAUGACAUUCUGAAGAAACCAGAUGUUUUAUUACGUCUCAGAAAACACCCGGAUAAAUUUAGGUUUACAGAGCCAGUGUCGUUGGUGGUAACAGGUGGUCACUGGCCUCCGCACCUGCUGAUAACGGAGGACGAGGAAACAGGGAACUUUACCAUGGAGGGGCCCAUGUUCAGCUUGCUGGAGACGCUAGCGGAGGCUAUGAACUUUUCUUAUACGCUCACCCGCCCCCCGGACGGGUACUGGGGCGCCCCCCUCGAAAACGGAUCCUGGACCGGCAUGGUGGGCCAGAUAUACAGGAAGGAAGCUGACCUGGCCCUGGGCCCCUUCGCCCUGACGGAGGGACGCGCCGAGGCCGCCGACAUGACGAAGGCCGUGUUCUUCGACAAGCUGUGCAUCAUCGCGGGGCGAGGUCGGCCCGAGAGCGACCCCUGGGGCUUCCUUCUGCCCCUAGCGCCCUCGGUGUGGCUGGCGCUCCUGCUGGCGAUACUGCUCGCAUGCGCGUCCUUCACGGUCCUGGGCGAGAGGAGCGCCGAGGGUACGGGUCUCCUGAGGGCGUUCGGGGUCCUCUUCAUGCACGUCCGCUCCCUCUUGCAGCAAGGCCUGCGGCGCGAAGUGCGACCCGCCAGCGCCCGUCUGGUGAUGGGCGCCUGGCUCCUGGCGGCGAUGCUGGUCACGUGGAGCUACAGCGGCAACCUGGCCUCCCUCCUGACGGUGCGGCACUUGGCUCAGCCGAUCCGGGAGCUGCGAGACAUCGUCGAGAGCGAGGACGCGGUGGUCGUCAUGGAACCCGACACGGCCUUCACGGAACUCUUUGCUAAAUUAAGGCAACUCAUGCAGUACAGUCAGUGUGACUUCUACAAAGCCAGGGAAGAGUUCUUGCCGAUCGACCUCGGGAUGUUGGUCCAGAAGGGUUUGCCCUUGAUUGGCGCCAUCAACAGCAGGCUGCAUAGGAUGGUGGAAACGGGUCUAUAUAAUCGCUGGGUUUCUGAUGCCAUUGCCAACUACACUGCAUGUACGUCUGCACCUUCUGUUAUCACGGUACAAGAACCCUUAAAUGUCAACAGUGUGUGGACAAGUUCCCUUAAUACAGUCACACGAUUCACUGACCGGAUUAGACUGCGGGCUAUAGCAAAGAUCUCUAUUUUCUUCAACCCUGUCAAAUCCGCGUGGUAUGAGGAACUACAUGUUGUAGAUAUUCCAAUACGCAUCAACCUUAAAAGGUAUAUCCAGUUUAUUGUGAAAAGUUACCGAUGUUUCAAAAAUUGUCCUAAUUAUGAAAAGUAA
Messenger RNA from Penaeus monodon (black tiger shrimp), 1293 nucleotides. RefSeq names its product glutamate receptor ionotropic, kainate 4-like. Gene Ontology annotation, molecular function: glutamate-gated receptor activity. Lineage: Eukaryota; Metazoa; Arthropoda; Malacostraca; Decapoda; Penaeidae. The record is from RefSeq and is a predicted model, not a curated record. Bases 1 to 1293 code for a protein of 430 amino acids. The transcript is spliced from 10 exons. Gene Ontology annotation, cellular component: membrane.